This is a messenger RNA of Alosa sapidissima (American shad), 2164 nucleotides long. RefSeq names its product empty spiracles homeobox 3 (gene emx3). NCBI's taxonomy places the organism in Eukaryota, Metazoa, Chordata, Actinopteri, Clupeiformes, Clupeidae. The record is from RefSeq and is a predicted model, not a curated record. The coding region runs from base 348 to 1043 and encodes 231 amino acids. Gene Ontology annotation, biological process: neuron differentiation; regulation of DNA-templated transcription; brain development. The transcript is spliced from 3 exons. Gene Ontology annotation, molecular function: DNA-binding transcription factor activity, RNA polymerase II-specific; DNA binding.
CAUAGCAUACUUGUGCGUUCUAAUGUGUAGGCGAUCGGUGACGAGCUCCGGCAGAUUUCUUGAAAUCAUUUAUUAAUGUGCAUUGAAUAGUUUUGGGGAGACGGACACUCGGAUUCAGCUCGAAGAAUCUCUACAUUGAGACUUUUGGAGGUAUCGAAACGCUCACGUUCAGCUUAUGCACGUUAUGGAUUCCAUAGGAUCAUACAAAUUACGUUAACUUGCCUUUGGAGGAUUUUUACUGACUCUGUUGCUGAACUGCUGGGCACGAUCCGAAACCCUGUUAUUGCUUUACGGUUUGGCAGUGAUAUUUUUCGUAAGGUAUUUGAUUUUUAUGAAACUUUAAAGUGAUGUUUCAACACAACAAAAAGUGUUUUACCAUCGAAUCGCUCGUCGGCAAAGAUGCCAUUUCCUCGACAUCUGGGGACGAACCUAUUAGACCGACAGCGCUGAGAUUGACGGAGUCUGUUCAUCCCGCGCCUUUUGGGACAUGUUUCCAGAACUCCGGCAGGACCUUGUACAGUGGCCCGGAAAUGAUGUUCCCAGAUCCGGGCUCCCAUGCCACCAACCCCGCACUGUCGCUCCAUCAUCUCCAAAUCCCCACGCAGCAUUUCUUCAACCCUCACCAGAGAGACGCACUGAACUUCUAUCCGUGGGUGCUGCGAAACCGAUAUCUUGGACACAGGUUCCAAGGUGAUGACAGCAGUCCAGAGAACCUGCUUCUGCACGGACCAUUCUCCCGCAAGCCCAAGCGCAUUCGCACGGCCUUCUCUCCCUCGCAGCUGCUGAGGCUAGAGCGGGCCUUCGAGAAGAACCACUAUGUGGUGGGUGCAGAGCGCAAGCAGCUCGCCAACGGCCUCUGUCUUACCGAAACACAGGUAAAGGUGUGGUUCCAGAACAGAAGGACCAAACACAAGCGCCAGAAGCUGGAAGAGGAGUCUCCGGAGUCGCAGCAGAAGAGGAAAGGCAGUCAGCACGUGAGCCGCUGGCGAGUGGCCACACAGCAGUCCGGUUCGGACGACAUCGAUGUCAUCUCCGAGGACUGAGACCUCCAGACUCGCUCGAAUCAGACUCAAACCUCUCCGAGACACUAUCCGUGACAGAGAGAGUACAACAUGUUUGAUUUUGCUUUUGUUUUUGUUUUGGUUUGGUUUGCGUUAUUUUUAUUUUUUUAAAUAAAUAUGUUCAAAUAGCAGUGGCAGCAGUGACUGGUGAUGGUGUGGCGUGGUCAAGGGCCGGGAGCGCUCCCCGCAGGCAGCCCCGAACGUGGGACGGAUCCGAAAAAGAGGAUCGCCAGCUAUGCAGUUGUAGCGCCAGCGGCACAGAGACAGUGUGUGGGAGAACUUCUUGACUGAAACAAACGUCUCAGAAGUCUUUAGCCCUUCGGAUUGGCGGCCAGUGGCGGCCAUUUACUCACCGGCGUGUUUCACACAGUGAAAUACAGUCACAUCAUUUACUAUUCCACUUGAGUUUCAUUUUUUAAAUCACCUUUGAAGUCUUCAACUGUCUCACCUCACUGUCUUGUGUCAGCAUAACCUUCACUAAAGAUAGCGUGACUAUCUAAUCAUCAUUUGAGUUGUUUGUUUGUUUGUUUGUUUGUUUGUAUAAUUGAAUCCACUUGCUUAAUUGUAUAACAUGCUUUGUAUGUUGUUCAAUAACAGACACUUGUUUCAAGUUGGAAAUUGCUGUGCUUCUGGUGAGAUAUACGGCAUCGAUUUGUUUAUAUUUUUAAUAGCCCUGUGCUGUGCCAUUUUCAUUCGAUACACAAAAAACAGGAAGCCUUUUCCCCCACAACCAAUCAGUAAAAAUAUUUCAAAUCUCUCCAGUGUUUGCACAUUAGAUAGUUCUGGUGUUUUGCAAGUUAGAGUUUGUAUGCAAUAUUAACAACAACAACAACAACAACAACUUCUAUGCAUUUGUGUUCCUUACCUGUAGUCAAUGUUUUCCAUAUUUCCUCAGUUGAUCCUCUGCUUUCUGGGUUAGAUUGUCAUUUAUUGAAAGGGCAUUCAUGAUGAUCUACAUGUAAUUAUCAGACAGUGAAACCAAUGUGUCUGAAAAUGUGCUUGGGAUUCACACAGAGACAGCAAGGCUGUGGUUUGGGACAAUGCUAACUUUGAAAUCAUUUUGUAGCACUUCAUAGCAAGAUUCUGUCUAUAAUGUUGGAAUG